This is a messenger RNA of Rattus rattus (black rat), 7547 nucleotides long. It is a transcript of the gene Eml5, whose product is annotated as EMAP like 5. The record is from RefSeq and is a predicted model, not a curated record. Gene Ontology annotation, molecular function: microtubule binding. Lineage: Eukaryota; Metazoa; Chordata; Mammalia; Rodentia; Muridae. The transcript is spliced from 41 exons. Bases 420 to 6113 code for a protein of 1897 amino acids.
CGCGGCACCGCCGGGCUGUGGAGGCGAGAUAGCGGCUGGACCUGAGCGCCGCAGGUGACCCGGGCAGGGAGUCCGGUGCGCGGAGCCGGCUGAGAAGGAGCAGGCUGGAGGCGCGCCCCCGUCCCCCCUCUUAGCUUGGUUGUCUCCUAGCCUAGGCACUGGGCUGAGGGGACACGGCGAGCUCCCAGACGCGCGAGGCUCCCGGACGGCCGGCGGCGCUCGCGGCCCUCAGCAUGUUUGGUGAGGCGAGGCUUUUCCUCCCGCCCGUGGGCUGAGGCGACGACGGCGGCCACGCAAGCGAGAUGCACCUGCCGGGCUCGGCUUAGAGGAGCGUCCCGGCCGCCAGCGGGAGAGCUUUCGUCACCCGGCCCCGGCGGCGACCGCGGGCCCGAGCCGCAGCGACGGGUGGGCGCACCGACAUGGCGGCUCGGAGCGCCCCGAGCUGCCACCUGCGGCUCGAGUGGGUGUACGGCUACCGGGGCCACCAGUGCCGCAACAACCUCUACUACACCGCGGCCAAGGAGAUCGUGUACUUCGUGGCGGGGGUCGGCGUCGUGUAUAGCCCGCGGGAGCAUCGGCAGAAGUUCUACCGCGGCCACAGCGACGACAUCAUCAGUCUCGCACUGCAUCCUGAGCGCGUGUUGGUAGCAACAGGACAAGUUGGGAAAGAGCCUUACAUCUGUGUUUGGGAUUCUUACACGGUCCAGACUGUGUCGGUUCUGAAGGACGUUCAUACACAUGGUAUAGCUUGUUUAGCAUUUGACUUGGAUGGACAGCGCUUGGUUUCAGUUGGACUCGAUUCAAAGAAUGCAGUUUGUGUUUGGGACUGGAAAAGGGGGAAAAUGCUGUCUAUGGCUCCUGGUCACACAGACAGAAUAUUUGAUAUUUCUUGGGAUUUGUACCAGCCAAAUAAGCUCGUCAGCUGCGGCGUUAAACACAUCAAGUUCUGGAGUUUGUGUGGAAAUGCUCUGACCCCAAAACGAGGAGUUUUUGGUAAAACAGGUGACCUUCAGACAAUAUUGUGCCUAGCCUGUGCUCGGGACGAACUAACAUAUUCUGGUGCACUCAAUGGCGAUAUAUAUGUUUGGAAAGGAAUCAAUCUUAUACGAACAAUACAAGGAGCCCAUACUGCAGGGAUUUUUAGUAUGAAUGCUUGUGAAGAAGGCUUUGCUACUGGAGGCAGAGAUGGCUGUAUUCGUCUUUGGGAUUUAACUUUUAAACCAAUUACUGUGAUUGAUCUCAGGGAAACAGAACAGGGAUACAAAGGUUUAUCUGUGAGGAGUGUUUGUUGGCGAGGUGACCACAUUUUAGUGGGAACACAGGACAGUGAAAUUUUUGAAAUUGUUGUGCAUGAAAGAAAUAAACCUUUCCUAAUUAUGCAAGGGCAUUGCGAAGGUGAACUUUGGGCGCUUGCUGUUCACCCUACUAAGCCUUUGGCUGUAACUGGAAGUGAUGAUCGUUCAGUCAGGAUUUGGAGCCUUGUAGAUCACGCUCUAAUAGCGAGAUGUAAUAUGGACGAGCCAAUCCGAUGUGCCGCUGUCAAUGCCGACGGAGUCCACCUCGCCCUUGGAAUGAAGGAUGGCUCACUCACUGUCCUUAGAGUGAGAGAUAUGACUGAAGUUGUACAUAUUAAAGACAGGAAAGAAGCAAUCCAUGAGCUGAAAUAUUCUCCAGAUGGCACUUACCUUGCGGUUGGCUGCAAUGACAGCUCAGUUGACAUCUAUGGAGUUGCUCAGCGUUACAAAAAAGUGGGUGAAUGCGUCGGUUCCCUUAGCUUCAUCACUCAUUUGGAUUGGUCUUCAGACAGUAAAUACUUACAGACAAAUGACGGCAGUGGGAAACGACUUCUCUACAAGAUGCCAGGAGGAAAGGAAGUGACAAGCAAAGAAGAAGUAAAAGGCAUGCACUGGGCUUCAUGGACGUGUGUUGCAGGCCUUGAAGUCAAUGGAAUUUGGCCCAAGUAUUCAGAUAUCAAUGAUAUAAACUCAGUAGAUGGAAACUAUGUUGGCCAGGUUUUAGUUACAGCUGAUGACUAUGGAGUUGUAAAAUUAUUCCGAUAUCCAUGUUUAAGAAAAGGGGCCAAGUUCAGAAAAUACAUUGGCCAUUCAGCUCAUGUAACUAAUGUCAGAUGGUCACAUGAUUACCAGUGGGUUAUUUCUAUUGGUGGAGCGGAUCACUCUGUCUUUCAGUGGAAAUUUAUUCCUGAGAGAAAAUUAAAAGAUGCUCUUCACAUAGCACCGCAAGAAAGUCUGACUGAGUCCAACAGCGAUGAAUCAGAUUCAGAUCUGUCUGAUGUUCCAGAACUAGACUCUGAGAUUGAGCAAGAGACACAGCUUACUUACCACCGGCAGGUUUACAAAGAAGAUCUACCUCAACUCAAAGAACAAUGCAAAGAGAAGCAGAAAAGUGCUACUUCUAAACGAAGAGAACGUGCUCCAGGAAAUAGUAUUCGAUUACACUUCAUUCAUGGUUACAGAGGUUAUGACUGUCGAAGCAAUCUUUUCUACACUCAAAUUGGUGAAAUUGUGUACCAUGUAGCAGCAGUGGGUGUCAUAUAUAAUAGACAGCAGAACACUCAGCGUUUUUACUUGGGUCAUGAUGAUGAUAUCCUGUGUCUGGCUAUUCAUCCUUUGAAAGACUAUGUGGCAACAGGCCAGGUUGGUAGAGAUCCCUCAAUUCACGUCUGGGACACAGAAACCAUUAAACCAUUGUCUAUAUUAAAGGGCUACCACCAAUAUGGCAUCUGUGCUGUGGAUUUCUCAGCUGAUGGGAAACGCCUGGCUUCAGUUGGAAUAGAUGAUAGCCACACCAUUGUAUUGUGGGAUUGGAAGAAAGGGGAGAAACUUUCAGUGGCAAGAGGCAGUAAAGAUAAGAUUUUUGUUGUGAAAAUGAACCCCUAUGUGCCUGAUAAACUAAUUACAGCUGGGAUUAAACACAUGAAAUUUUGGCGUAGAGCAGGGGGAGGGCUAAUUGGAAGAAAAGGCUACGUCGGCACUCUGGCGAAAAACGACACAAUGAUGUGUGCAGUGUACGGAUGGACUGAAGAGAUGGCUUUUUCUGGAACAUCCACAGGAGAUGUAUGCAUCUGGAGAGAUGUCUUUCUUGUAAAAACAGUUAAAGCCCAUGAUGGGCCCGUGUUCAGUAUGCACGCAUUGGAGAAAGGAUUUGUAACUGGAGGAAAAGAUGGCGUGGUAGCCCUUUGGGAUGAUUCCUUUGAAAGAUGUCUCAAGACUUACGCUAUAAAAAGAGCUGAUUUAGCCCCAGGAUCUAAAGGUCUGCUCUUGGAAGAUAACCCAUCUAUACGUGCCAUAUCAUUAGGACAUGGUCAUAUUCUGGUUGGCACAAAGAACGGUGAGAUAUUGGAAGUGGAUAAAAGUGGCCCAGUCACUCUGCUGGUCCAGGGACACAUGGAAGGAGAGGUGUGGGGUUUGGCCACACAUCCUUAUCUGCCCAUCUGUGCUACUGUAAGUGAUGAUAAGACCUUAAGAAUAUGGGAUCUCUCUCCUAGUCAUUGUAUGUUGGCAGUCCGGAAACUGAAGAAGGGUGGGCGGUGCUGCUGCUUUUCCCCUGAUGGCAAAGCUUUGGCUGUAGGACUCAAUGAUGGCAGCUUCUUGAUGGCCAAUGCAGACACUCUAGAGGAUCUUGUGUCCUUUCACCACAGAAAAGAUGUUAUUUCAGACAUCCAGUUUUCACCUGGUUCUGGGAAAUACCUCGCUGUGGCGUCCCAUGACAGCUUCGUUGAUAUAUACAACGUGACAAGUAGCAAGCGAGUUGGGGUUUGCAAAGGAGCAACGAGCUACAUCACCCACAUCGACUGGGACAGCAGAGGAAAGCUUUUACAGGUCAACACUGGUGCUAAAGAACAGCUAUUCUUCGAAGCUCCCAGAGGGAAAAAACAAACCAUCCCCAGUGUGGAGGUGGAAAAAAUUAGUUGGGCGACAUGGACAAGUGUACUUGGUUUAUGUUGUGAAGGAAUUUGGCCAAUAAUUGGAGAAGUCACAGAUGUAACCGCCUCUUGCCUCACCAGUGACAAAAUGGUCCUAGCUACAGGGGAUGACUUGGGAUUCGUGAAGCUGUUCAGAUACCCAGCUAAAGGAAAAUUUGGAAAGUUUAAGAAGUAUGUGGCUCACAGCACACACGUCACAAAUGUUCGCUGGACUUACGAUGACAGCAUGCUGGUUACCCUGGGAGGAGCAGAUAUGUCCUUAAUGGUAUGGACAAACGAAGUGGAGAGACAUCGGGAAAAGAAGAAUUGUGACAGUGAAGAGUCUGAUACAGAUUCUGAAGAAGAUGGAGGCUAUGACAGCGAUGUUACAAGAGAGAAUGAAAUUAGCUACACCAUCAGAGCCUUAUCAACUAAUAUCCGCCCAAUGUUUGGAGUCAAGCCUCAUCUGCAACAGAAAGAGCCCUCAGUUGAUGAAAGACAGGGGGUAGUAAGAGGAUCCAGGCCUCCAGUGAGUAGGGCCCCACCACAGCCCGAGAAACUUCAGUCAAACAAUGUAGGCAAGAAGAAGAGACCCAUAGAGGACCUUGUGUUGGAGCUCGCUUUUGGCUAUCGGGGCAGAGACUGCAGGAACAAUGUGCACUACUUAAAUGACGGUGAUGAUAUAAUUUAUCACACCGCCUCUGUUGGAAUUCUGCACAAUGUUGCCACAGGGACUCAGAGUUUUUAUCAAGAGCAUAAUGAUGAUAUUCUGUGCCUCACUGUAAACCAGCACCCCAAGUUUAUCAACAUAGUGGCAACUGGCCAAGUAGGUGAUUCUGCAGACAUGUCAGCUACAGCCCCAUCUGUCCACAUCUGGGAUGCAGUGAACAAGCAGACGUUGUCUAUACUAAGAUGCUCCCAUUCAAAGGGCGUGUGUUCUGUCAGCUUCAGUGCCACUGGGAAGCUGCUGCUGUCUGUAGGGCUGGACCCAGAGCACACUGUCACCAUUUGGAGAUGGCAGGAAGGGGCCAAAAUUGCCAGCAGAGGUGGGCACAACCAACGUAUUUUUGUAGCAGAAUUUCGACCAGAUUCAGAUACCCAGCUUGUCUCUGUGGGUAUAAAGCACGUGAAGUUCUGGACCCUGGCAGGAAGGGCUCUUCUCAGCAAAAAGGGGCUUCUGAGCACCUUGGAGGAUGCCCGGAUGCAGACGAUGCUUGCUGUUGCAUUUGGUGCAAAUAACUUGACGUUUACAGGUACCAUCAGUGGUGAUGUCUGUGUGUGGAAAGAUCACAUAUUGUGUAGAGUGGUGGCUAGAGCGCACAAUGGGCCUGUGUUUGCCAUGUACACCACCCUGCGAGAUGGACUGAUUGUGACCGGUGGCAAAGAAAGGCCGUCAAAGGAAGGAGGCGCGGUUAAACUGUGGGAUCAGGAACUGCGGCGAUGCCGGGCCUUCAGGCUUGAGACGGGACAAGUCACAGAUUGUGUUCGGUCUGUGUGCAGAGGCAAAGGCAAGAUACUAGUUGGAACAAGGAAUUCGGAAAUAAUUGAAGUUGGGGAGAAAAAUGCAGCAUGUAAUAUUUUAGUUAAUGGUCAUGUGGAUGGACCAAUCUGGGGACUAGCAACACAUCCUUCCAGGGAUUUUUUCCUUUCUGCUGCUGAAGAUGGAACAGUGAGACUCUGGGACAUUGCUGAUAAAAAGAUGCUAAACAAAGUGAAUUUGGGACAUGCUGCUCGGACAGUAUGUUACAGCCCCGAAGGGGACAUGGUGGCUAUUGGAAUGAAAAAUGGAGAAUUUAUUAUACUACUUGUGAGUUCUCUAAAAAUAUGGGGAAAGAAGAGAGACAGGCGAUGUGCAAUCCAUGAUAUCAGAUUUAGUCCAGAUUCCCGGUAUUUGGCAGUGGGUUCCAGUGAGAACUCAGUGGACUUUUAUGACCUGACAUUGGGUCCCACCCUUAACAGAAUCAGCUACUGCAAAGACAUUCCAAGCUUUGUCAUUCAGAUGGACUUCUCUGCAGAUAGCAGACAUCUCCAGGACAGGUUUCUAGUGGCUGCUAUAAACGGCAUGUCUAUGAAGUGCCUUCAGGAAAACACCUUGUGGAUCAUGCUGCCAUUGACAGGAUCACGUGGGCUACCUGGACUAGGUAAACAACUUUUGAGGUUUGUUAGAAAGUUGGAAAAUGUUGGCUAGGGAGGAAGCUCAGUAGCAGAGUGCUUUUCUAUCACCAACAUGUUUGAGCAGAAAGCAGGAAAACACAGCCUUAGGCAUUGUGGCUCAAAUUUUGUUGUCCUAGCAUGUGGGAGGCAGAGAGAGUUGUUUCAGGUUCUAGGCAGGCUUGAUUUACAUAAUGAAACGGAGGCUACUCAGGGAUAUAUGGCAAGACCAGCUCAAAAACAAAAACAAACAAACAAAAACAAACCCAAAAACCAAACGUAGGUUAGCCUUAUUUUUGAACUCUACAAGGGGACACAUGAGUUUGUCAUCCUAUCUCAAAAUCUUAGAGAACAAUGGCAUGCGGAUUCUGGGACCCCUUCUGACUCAACAGUGUCCCUAUACUCUUAUCAGUCAGUUUCCACGGCUCAACAAGUUCUUGAAAAGAACGUGUAAUGACCUUGAAGACUUCAUGGCAUUUUUUCUAAACUGCCAACACUGAUGUACACCUUUAACCCAGCACUGGGAAGGCAGAGCAAUAGAGUUUGUUUAGUGAUUAAACUGUUUAUGCUAUCUAUAGUGCAUUUGUUUUCCCUCUAUCUAGUAUUCUAGGCGAUGAAGUUAUGGGAAUCUGGUCCAGACAUGCUGAGAAGGCAGAUGUUACCUGUGCCUGUGUGUCUCACUCAGGAAUCAGCCUUGUGACAGGAGAUGACUUUGGCAUGGUUAAAUUAUAUGACUUUCCAUGCCCAGAAAAAUUUGUAAGUCUUUUUAGCAUUUUGUAUUACUUUAGUUGAAUUUUAAAUGAGUCACUCUUUUUUAACCACGUAUUUUAUAACAUUGCGGUUCUAACAUGAAAAUACUGCAAUUUUUAUUUCUAAGGGUUUCUUCAAACUUCCUUAACACCCAAAGUAAAAUCUACUAGAAACAGAUCUUUCAGGUUUGGCAUGGUGGUACUCACCUUUGAUCCCAGCACAGGAGAGGCGAAGCAGAGGGGCAAGGCAGGCAGGUGGAUUUCUAAAUUCAAGGAUAGCCUAAUAGUUAAGACCCUGUCUCAAAAAAACCAAAAAUCCAAACCAAACCAAACCAAAACAAAACAAAAAAAGCAAACAAAAAACCCAAACCUUCCCCAUAGUCUUUGGAAACUCAUAGGAAAGUUCUAAUGAACUUUUAUGAAUCAAAUCUAUAAUCAAUUACAGAUUCCAACACCCACUCCCCACCCCACAUUCUUCACAGAAAAGAAGAUGACUGUCCGUGUUGUAUGCAGACCUGUAAACUUUACAAUAAUCCCCACUCUGGUGAUGAAUCACAGUUUGUUAUUGGAGUUUUUGUAUAGGUAACUGCUAAGGGAGCUUUGUCUGUUUCCACUUUAGGCAAAACACAAGAGGUUCUUGGGUCAUUCCCCUCAUGUGACAAAUAUUCGAUUUACCAGUGGUGAUCGACAUGUUGUCAGUGCUGGAGGCGAUGACUGCAGGU